Ornithorhynchus anatinus (platypus) is the source of this 3764-nucleotide messenger RNA. Its product is annotated as toll-like receptor 5. Gene Ontology annotation, molecular function: protein binding; transmembrane signaling receptor activity. Bases 213 to 2117 code for a protein of 634 amino acids. The transcript is spliced from 2 exons. Gene Ontology annotation, biological process: toll-like receptor signaling pathway; immune response; inflammatory response. NCBI's taxonomy places the organism in Eukaryota, Metazoa, Chordata, Mammalia, Monotremata, Ornithorhynchidae. The record is from RefSeq and is a predicted model, not a curated record. Gene Ontology annotation, cellular component: membrane.
CAUAAACGUCCCUGAGAGUAGUGACCGUCAAAGUCAGCAGAGACCGGCCAGCUCUCAGCCUCCUUGGGACACAGCGCAUGAAGGAGAUAGGGGAGGUGGGUGCAUCCCGUAGGGCGCUAGACUGUUGGAGCUGACCUUCCUGGGCCAGAAGAUUCGAGUUUCCGGGGACCUUCUCGCAUAGAAGAAGAGAAAGCCACCUGCUGAGAAUCACGAUGUGGCUCCCCCUGAUGCUCUUCUUGGGAAUGCUGUUGGGAGCCAGCCCUGCACGAGGACUUCUGCCCUGCUCCACAACGGGACCCAUUGCCGUGUACCAUUUCUGCAACCUCACUCGGGUGCCCCUGGUCGCUAACACCACAGUGAGGCUUCUGUUGGCCUUCAACCAUAUCAGGACAGUGAACGCCACCUCUUUCCCUCUGCUGGAGAAGCUGGAGCUGCUGGAGCUUGGGAACCAAACCGCUGCUCUGACCAUCCACAGAGACGCUUUCAGGAACCUGCCCAAUCUCAAAGUCUUGGACUUGGGAUACAAUCCAAAGCUCUUCUUGGAUCCCGACGCUUUCCGGGGACUGUCCAAUCUGCUCGAGCUACGUCUCUUCUACUGCGGCCUCUCGGAGUCCGUGCUCAGGGACGGCCACUUGCGGGACUUACGUUCCUUGAUCCGCUUGGAUCUGUCCGCAAACCGCAUCCAAAGUCUUCCCCUUCAUGCCUCGUUUCAGGAGUUGAGAUCUCUGGAGACCCUGGACCUGUCAAAAAACCAGAUCUCCUCUGUGUGCGAAAGGGAUCUCCAGAGCCUCCGGGGAAAACACUUGUCCCUGUUGAACCUUGCCGACAACCAGCUGUUCAGCUGCAGGCCUGUCGACUGGGGAGCGUGUGGGAACCCAUUCAGGAACAUCUUCCUCGACACCCUGGACGUUUCGGGGAACGGCUGGUCCGCCAACAUCACGCAAGACUUCUGUGCCGCCAUCAACGGGACACGGGUUUCCUCGCUGGUGCUCCGCCACCACGUCAUGGGCUCGGGAUUUGGGUUUGAGAACCUCAAGGAACCCAACAGCGACACUUUCUCAGGGCUCGAGAGAAGUUCGGCGGUUCAACUGGACCUCUCACAUGGCUUUAUCUUCUCUCUCGGCACCCGGCUUUUUUGGGCCCUCAAAAGACUGAAAGUCCUAAGUCUCACCCACAACAAGAUAAACAAGUUUGAAAAAGGGGCAUUUUAUGGCCUCGACACUCUCCAAAUUCUUAACCUGUCAUACAACCUGCUUGGUGAACUUUACAAUUCCAAUUUUGAUGGCCUCCCUAAACUAAAGUAUAUUGAUCUAAAACAAAAUCACAUUGGGGCAAUUCAGGACCAGACCUUCACCCACCUGAAAGAAUUAAGAACCUUAGAUCUCCGUGACAAUGCUAUUAAAGAAAUCCAUUUUCUCCCAAGCAUUGACAGUGCCUUUCUGGCUGGUAACAAACUGGUACAUCUGAAAGGCCGUAUCAUCUCGGCGGAAUUUCUACACUUGGCAGAAAACAGACUGGAAGAUUUGGGAGAUCUGUACUUCCUUCUCCAAAUUCCACAUCUCCGGGUUCUCAUUUUAAAUCAAAAUCGGUUUUCCCAUUGUUAUGGAAAUUACCAUUUUUCACAGAACUCAAGCUUACUGAAACUUUUUCUCGGGGAAAAUAUGUUGCAACUUGUCUGGGAGACAGGGUCGUGCUGGGAUGUGUUUAACGGGCUUUCUCGUCUGCAGGUACUCUACUUAAACAGCAAUAACCUUAAGUUCCUUCCACCGGGAGUCUUUAGAGGCCUGAUAUCACUUCAGAUACUUAACCUGAACUCCAAUAGACUAACAUCACUUUCUCACAGCGAUUUACCUGCAAAUUUGGAGAAACUUGAUUUAUCCAGAAAUCAACUGCUCUCUCCAGAUCCCAAACUAUUCCAUGCAUUGAAAGUCCUGGAUUUAACACACAACAGGUACAUCUGUACAUGUGCGCUGAGAGACUUUAUAGACUGGCUGAGUCAAACAAAUGUCACCUUGUUUAAAUCUGCCCAAGAUAUGUACUGUGCAUACCCCGACUCGUUAUCCGGAGUUUCACUCCAUUCAGUUUCAACCAAGGGCUGCAAUGAAAAAGAAAUCUAGAAAGCACUUCAGUUUUCACUUCCCAGUUUCUUCUCCAAAAUUCUGAUACAGAUUCAACAUCCUAGAGCCGAGAAGGUCUGCGAGAAGUCAUCUAUUCCCUCCUAAUGCCUCCAAUCAGAACAAUUCAGAAUAUAACCCAAACUAAUAUGAUUCUGUAAACAAGGGAUUCUGAUAUCACUUUUUUAAAAAGACGCAACUGUUUGGUCCACCCAGAUUUGGCCUUUCCUCCCUGCAUUCUUGGCAACUCAAAGCAGAUUCUGAAGUGAGUUUGUUUUCCAUCUAUAUUCCCAGGUUCACUAAGCAUUGCCAUUAUUAAUGAUGCACAGUCAGUAAGGCCUGGGAUUAACCACCCAACUUCAAAUCAAUCAGUCAAAGCAAUAAAUUAACUCCAUGGCUACUGUGUGCAGAUCGCCAUACAGGGGAAAAUGAAAACAAAAAGCAGACAUGGCUCCUGACCCGGAGAAGUUUUAAAAAAAAGACCCAAAUUCCUCAAUACCCAAAUAAAUCACACAAGUGAAAGAAGCAUAAAAGCGCAUAUGAAGCCAAACAACAGAAGUCAUGUCAACACACUAUAUGCCUAUCUAAGUGGUGAGUGGAAGGGGAAACUGAAUGGAUCAGAGUGAUUGGAGCCAGGCAAGGCUUUUCUGGGUAGAUUUCAUGGAAUCAGUUUGCGUGGGAAAAGUGAGUUUUGCCAUUUUGAAACAGAGGACAGCUCACUUAUAGUAGGGAAGGAGAUUACAAGGUUGAUAGAGUGUGCGAAGAGUGGCCUGUCAUCUGGUUUUAUACUGUACGGUCUGGUUUGAAGCUGAUCAUUCCCUCUUCUGGUACAAGUACCCCUUUGGGUCUGGCACUUUUAAACAUCUAGAAUGUCCCAUCCCCCCCAGCCCCAACUUUGUUUCUGCUGCCAAGUUCCACAGCUCAGCAGUGUGGCCUAGUAUAAAGAACAUGGGUCUGGGAGUCAGAGGUCCUGGGUUCCAAUCCUGACUAUGCCACAUGCCAGCAUGCUGUAUGAUUCUCUGUACUUCAGUUACCUCAUUUGUAAAACAGAAAUUAAGACUGUAAGGCCCAUGUGGGACAUGGACCGUGCACAAUCCGAUUAGCUUGAAUCUACCACAGUGCUUAGUACAGUGCCUAGCUCGUAACGAAUGCUUAACAGAUACCAUUAAAAAUAAAUAAUAUGAUUGAUUGUGGCACAACCGUCAAGGCCACGGAAGUCCUGAAGCACCACCUACACUGCCCAGUCAAUUGGGUGCCGCAACAUUCUGGCUCAUUUUGCAUUUGGUAACUAGAUCUGUCCUUUGAGUAGCUUCAGACCAAAAGCCGUUUGUGGGCAGGAACUGUCUCUCUUUAUUGUACUUUCCAAGCGCUUAGUACAGUGCUCUGCACACAGUAUGCACUCAAAUACAACUGAAUGAACCACGGCCCACCUAAUAAACUCGGCCCAUUUUACACCCCAAAAUCCACAGAGCUUCAGACCCUCGAAAAUUCCAGAAUCUUUAGUUAAUCCUCUCUACCUACUGAAUGAUUACAACAUAUUUAUUUCCUCUUAAACAUCUGUUUGGUAAUCUGGUAAAAAAAAAAAUCCCGCACCUGGGGUUAAGAAAAACGCAGCAAAAGAAGGGAUUAAAGCAGUGAAACAGACAGUGA